AUGGCGGACCUGCGAGAGCCUUUCGAACUAUGUAAAGUUUUACAGACCGGUUCAUUAAUUGGAAUCGCCAGACAUGUUGACGAUGAUCAUGUAGUUCUAACUUUUAGAGACAGAGGAGUCCUUGUUUAUAAUGUGAGUAAUGAGUAAGCAUUUUAGGCCGGAAGGUACAGUAGAAGUUACCCCGGUAGGGAAACGAAAAACAGUUCGAGUUAGCAAGGAAUUCGAGUUAUUGGGAUAAAUUUCAGUGCAAUUUUGAUUGAGGAAAAGGAAAUUUAGUUCGAGUUAGCGGGGAAUUCGAGUUAUCCGAGUUCGAGUUAUCGAGGUUCUACUGUAUAAUGCUCUUAUGAACUCUCUUGGUGGCACUGAUUCUUGUAGGUUCUCAAGCCGUUAUUGUACACUGAUUUUCUUUCACAGCUUCAGCACCAGAAACUUAUCAAUAGCUGGUCUGUGGAGCAACGGGAGGAAGUAACUUGUGCAGCUGUUCACAAUCCAAUCGAUGCAAAUUUCUUAGUCGCUGUAAACAAAACGGUAAGCAGAACGUAUUUGCGCAUCAGGGCGUCAUUGAUUAUUAUUUUUCAUUUACCUGAUUUAAAUAAGGUACGUGAGUUUUGAGAAGUUUCCAUUAAAGAAUUUAGCGUAUGUGGAUCACAGUCCACAGAGUUGACUUGAGGAGUACUUUUUUUUAGGAAAUUUUUAUGUGGAAAGAAUCUGAUUCUGAUUUUAAGAAAUGCCAAAGAUUCCAAGUAAGUACUUUUUGUUAUGUGUAUGUAAUUGAUCUGGUAGUCAUAAGGUUCCAAAUGUAAAUUUGUCAGAGUUUAUAGUUCUCCUGGUCUAUUAUGGUAAAGUUUUGAGUUCUUCUGCAAACAAGCUGUAACCAAACUCAAAUGCUUUUUCUAUAGAAAAUAUAUUCCCUGAAUAAUGACUGUUUGGUACAGCCCUGUAGUUGAUUCAUCGUGUUUAAAUUUGACCUUUUUCACCUUUUUGUGACGUUUUGUCUUAUGUAAACAAUGGCUUGAACAUUAUGCAGGUAUCAGUGUUCAGACAGCUGAGCAGAAGGGGGGGGGGGGGGGGGAGGGCCCGGGAAAGGAACAGCUUUUAAACUUUUGUUUUUGAACACAUUUUAUGGGGAAGGGGAAUUUUUGUGGGGGCCCGGGAAAACGCCCUUUUUUUGGGGAAAAAGAGGGGGGGAUUUCUGUUUUCACAAACCCAAAUUAAAAAUAAUUAUUAAUUUUUUAAAAAGAUUGUCAGUUGUAUUGGUUGUUUGUUAACCGCUUUGUGUUUUUUUUUCUUUUUGUAUUUUUGUCUUUUUUCUCUUUUUUUGUGGUUUUUGUUUUUUGAAAAAAGGGGGUUGGAUAUUAGGGGGGGUGAGGGGUCCAAACGGGGGGAGGGGGGGGGGGGGGGGGGGUGGCAGGUCCAGGCAAAGUACAGCAUUUAACACUUUGUGUUUGAACACAUUCUAUGUGGAAUGGGAAUUUCUUGUGAGGUCCUGCGAAACGUCCCUAUAUUGGUGAAGAAAGAGGAGAGAUGUCUGUAUUCAACAAUCCAAAAUCAAUAAUAAUUAUUAUUUGUUAAAAAGAUUCUUUAGAAAGUAAUUAUUCAAUCAACUUAUUUACUUUUUAUUUUUUUAAUUGUAGACAGAGAAAGAAAUAUUCACUCUGCUUGUGUGGAAUAGCUUGCAACAUGAUCCACUUAUCAUGUUUGAAGAUGGUUCUUCAAAGUUUUUAGCAGAGAUUGUUAGUGCCAGUGAAAGAAAAAGAGUGAAAAGACUCAGAACCAUGAAAUCUACACAAGAGUAAGCUCAAAUUAAUAUUUUUUGUUUUAAUACACAGGAGACAUAAUAUAUUUAACUGACCUUAUGGGUUUUAUGUUCCAUAAUAAAAAUAAAACUUCUGUGGAAAUAAAUGUGUGUAUCAGUAAGCCUGUAAUAAAAGAUUUGUAAUGUGAUUUGUUGUGCAGUGCUAAGAUGUAUUUGCAUGCAAGAACUUCAAAUUCACUGCAUAAGGUUUUCAAGUGUUUGUUACUUAAUUACUACCCUACAUGUAUGUAAAGGGGAGCUGUUCUCUCACAACUCAUCUGCUUUCUAAAAUUCUCAGGUUGUUAUACAUUCACACAGUGGAACCUUGCUAUUACACUGUGCAUCCACCAUUAGGCCAUGAAAAAUUUGGUUACAAGUGUUUAAAUGGAGUUGCCUAUACCUAAUAAAUUGUGAUGGUUUUAUUAAAGGAGAGAUUUCUAUUUCUUUCAGUUUUAGAAUUCUCUGGAGCUGUGUGUUCAGUUAUCAGAAUCAGCCAUAUUCUGGGUUAAUAGUACAUGUGGGUAUCAAACAGUAAUUUUGUUUGUUCAUUCAUUGAUUUUGUACAUGAUGGAUACUAGCUUAUGUAUCCUCAUGUGUGUUGGGUGGGUUUUUUAAUGAUACUAUUGAUAUAUUCCCACUUUAACCUUUAUUUUUUGUUGUGCUCUUUUUUAUAUAUACCUGACUGGACUUAUACAGGGAAUAAUAAUUGACCAAUAAAGGCUACAUGGCUCCUAUCUGAAAUUGUAGAGGGCCCAAGUAUUUGAACAUUUUGGUACCACUUGGUUUGAAUUCAGAAUCCUCUUCUUUGACCUACACUUUUUUCUUAUUGUUUUGUUGUUAUCAUGCUGAUAAUCGACAUUGCUACCACUUGACUUUUCAUUAAUAAUUCUACUGCUUCUAGUUGUGAAUUGUCAACAUGUACUGGUUUUUGCUUUCAAAAUUAUUUUUUGAGUUACAUUGUACCAAACUUUUAACUUAUUUCAAGUUACAAUUUGAGAGAUGCGAUCACCCAUCACUCCCUGACUUGUCACUUAAAAAAAUGAAUAAUUCUAUGUAACUGUUACUGAUAGUAUUUGAAUACAUGUAUGGUGAUUUAAUAGUAUUAAAUUCAUUAUUUCAGAUUAAUUCUGCACCCCACUUACCACCCACAUCUAUUCUAUAAAUUAUGUUGCCUUUGAGCUCUGAAUAAUCAUACAUCAGUUUUUCCAAAUGACAUAUAAUGUUUGUUUUUAUUGUUUUAGGAUAAGGACAAGUACAUUAUAAAGAUAACUAAUCAUAGCACAUCAUGUCAACCAGAGAACAAGCAAGCAGAGUUUGAAUUAAUAUCUCCAGUAGAGGUAAAUACGCAGUUGGUAUCUUGUUUACAACUUGUGUACAUUAUUAGCAUGUAGUUAUGUUCAACGUAAUCAUUUUUAUUUAUUAACUCGUAGAUAAAAAAGUGCUGUUCAAAGUAUUUUGUUAGGCUAGAGCAUGGAGCAAUUGCAGUUUUAACUGCUAGCAGUCUUAAGAUGACCCGGUUAGCUCAACUGGAUAAGCACCAGUCUGCCGAGCGGGAGGCUGCUAUUUCAAACUUUGGCAAAAACAACACUUAGAAAGUGCUGCCUUUGGAAUGAAUGUGUAGUGUGCUUCACACCCGUUUUUUGUGUUGUCACACAACACUCCUCCCCACAAUCGGCUGCUUAGAAUGGAAGAAGUAGGAACAUUGCGUGACGACACAAAGAAUGUCUGUGGAGCAGACUAUGACAUGUGCAGAUGGUUAGACUUUCUAGUCGUCUGGGAUUAGGACAAUAAACUGCAGGCCCUAACCAGUGUUGUAAAUUAUUAUCUCUGAAAAACCCCUCAGGGGAUGAGAGUGGGUGAUAAAAUGAUUAAAAUUUUUUAUUUACAAUUUCAGGGCCCUGUUGCACCAUUCAAUAAUUUUUGCAGCUAUGCUUGCAAUGUAGUUACACCAGUACAAAACAAGUUGCACAAGAUCUUGACUAGUAUAUCUCACCUUUGAACUCAAAUGAAGUGAACCUGUCUGCAAUGUUUAUGCUGCAAAGGUUACAUGUAUGUGUUGUCUGGGAUCUAGCCUCAUGUAAUAUGGUUGUUUUGGUGAAAACAUUGCCAAUCAUGCCCAUUUGCAACUUGUUGGGCUAAUAAUACAUGUAUCUAAACCCAAUUUUUUAUUUCCCUGAGUGAAAUACAGUGAAUGCGUUUUUAAUUAUUGAUAACAGGAAACCCAACUUCUGGCCUGUUGCACCUGUGAUGAAGGACAUCAUAUCACAUCUUACUGUGAGUUCAAUAAUUAAUUAUUAUAAUUACUAUUUCUAUUAAUAUGAUUAAGGAGACGUAAAAUUAAUGAUAAAUUCAAGGUCUUAUCACCCUUGCCAGAGAUGGUAAGUUUAAACAGUUGCAGUUUCAGUUUAUUCAUUUGCUAGAAUAAAUACAGUCAUUCAGUGCAAAUUAUGGUUUAUUUUAGGCACUAAGUGCUGUACACUUUUGGAGACUGUUCACCACUUUUUCUGUAAAAUUCUUGCCUGGUCCACAGCGUCCCAUUUAUCUAUCAACUGAAAUUUCUGACAAUUUUUAUUAGCUAAAUGAGACAUCUCCUGGGGUUGUCUUUCUGACGCUAUAAUUCAAUGUAAUUUUUUGUUUUUUCUUAUAAACAGGGUCUGAUGGUUCACUCUGUGUCACAGAAAUAGAAACAGUACUACAUCCACAGAAAAUGCAGUUAGACACAAAGAAGCCUUCACUUAGCUGCAGAAUACUUCACAGAUUACAUCCUCUACAUACUGGCUCACAUAAAGAGAGGGUAAAUUUUUUCUUUGGUGUCUGUCACUUGUUUUUGUUUUGAUUAGGCUUUGUUUUCUGUGGUUACAUGUAGUCAAAAGAAAGGAGUAUUGCUUAGCUAUUACCAACCAAAAUAUUUCUUUCCUUCUAUGAAACUAAUAUCUUAAAAAUUUUGUAUUGCUUAGGCAUCGUUGAUCUCUGUAACUUUUUACACAGGGUGCAGUUACCUUGUCAUCUAUUGAUAAUGACCAUGUUUGUCUCUGUGGAAGCAGUGUCACUGAUGGCAACCUAAAAGGUAAAAUUACCUUACGUAUUCUUGAAUGUUUAAAUUAAUGUGAAGUAUAAAUACAUGUACAAUGUAGUUCAUGUUUUCCCAUUCUCUUCUUAUAGUUGGAAUUAUCUGUGAUAACAUACAUGUACAUUUACUUUAAAUUUUAUUUAUCUUAGACCUAAUAAUGGUUUGGAACAUCAAGUAUGGAACUUUGCAGUCUUGGCAAACUCUGGACAAAAUAACAACUAAACAGCAUUCCAUUCCACGACCAGUUCGGUCUGAUGGGGCAUGCUGUGUACAUUAUAUUCCUGGAUUCAUCUGCGUUGGCUUUCAUCACUGUGUGGCUGUUUGUCAAUUCUCUUUAGAUGCAUGCUCAUUAGCUUCAGCUCUUGGACAGUUAGAUUCCACUGCAAAGUGAGUACAGUAAAUUUAAUGUACAGAUCAAUAUAUAUUGCACAGUCAAACCUGUAUUAAACUAGCCUGAGUAUCAGACAUUUCUAGGGGAAAAGGCGAAAGAUGGAAGCGAAAAAGGGAGAGAGCUGAAGGAGAGAAACUCUCUCCCCCUCUUCUCUCUCUUCUCCCCCUCCCCCCUCCCCCAUCUAAAAUCUCCUCUCCCCUAGCCCCUUAGGAAGGCCUGAUACUCAGGCUAGUAUUAAACGGUCGUACUUGGGGAAUAGCUUACUGACUGUUUAAUAAGUUCAAGUUCAAGUUCAAGUUCAUUUAUUCACACUUAUUCAAUUACAAUACAACAACAAUAAGGAAAAAAGAGAAGUAAAAAACAGAGCUAACUAAUAAAGGUUUAACAAGCCUAACAGUUACUCAAGAAAAUGAAGAUGAUCAAAGAGCAAAAUAUCUAUCCCAUGACAAAUCAACCUGAAAGUGUCUUUGCCUCUUCUUGUGUCAGAAGAAAGGAAGUAAAAGACCACUUAAUGCCAUGCACAAUGUAUCUGUUACACUAGUGUGGUACACUGUACAUCUCGUCAAAGAGACUGUUUAACAAAGGUGAAAACAAAAACAAAAAACUUGUUGGGACAUCAAAAGAGGUGACCGUGACCACUUAAUACAGCUUAUUUGUAAAGUAAUUAAGAGAAAUGACUUGCGGGACUUUGGUAAGUGACCCCUUAAUAGAGGUUGACCACUCGAUAGAGGUUCCCUCAAUAGGCCAGGGUGGUCAUUAGACAUUGGACGUCGGCGAGUUCUCCUUUACUAUGCAUAAUUCUCCGGCAAGCGUUUGGUAGCCUACGACUAUUUAUAUUCAGAUGUGGAGCCUCUUUCUCCUGUAACGUUACACCUUUCUCCUGCUACUAGAAUUCUUAAUGAAAACCCUGAUAGGUUACUACAAAAAAAUACUCUAAAAUUGCAAUUUGAGUAUAUUAUUGCAUUUAUCAAAGUGGCCUAUUUGAUUUAAGGUAUCAUUCUCUACAUAAGUUUUAUUUCAAACUUUGUUUCAUGUCUUUGCAGGUUUCUUGAAGAUGAGAGUUGUAAGCCUCAGCUUCUUGUAACACUAAAGUUAGCAAGACCAGGCGAGGUAAGAACAGAUUAUUGACCUCUCAGCUUUAAGGAUGAUCUGUUAACUGUCACUGAUGAUCUCGUUUACUGAAUCUUUUUUAUGCAGGCGCUUCAAAAUUGGUCAGAGACAAUGAGAAAAGAAGAUGAAUUGGAGAAAGAAGUGCUUAAGAAGCUCACUGAUCCAUUACAGGUACAAUUUUGACCUUUCUUAUUAACAAGAGAGAGGAGGUCGGGGAAGUGAUUUGAUAUUAUACAUGUAUAUAAGAAUGCUAACAGGUCCUGUCUGCCUCAAAUGAGCUAAAAAGUGGGCAUGGAACUACAGGAGCCUGAUGAUUAUGAGAUUAAAUGACAAUAAUACCGAGGCCUGGCUCCCGUUCCUAGAAACCGAUUAGUCAUAUCUUUUAGGGAAAUAUGUACGUGUAUUAGUGUUGGUCAUUGUGGUUACAUAUGGAGAAAUUUCUAAAAUAUGGUACAAAAAAGUCACAGAAUUGGGUCUGAAAGUGGGUAAAGAUUUGAAUAAAAGACUGAAGUGCAUCCCAUCCUACAGACAUGGAAGUCGUUUCCUACAUCUGUUUUGAAUCACGAAUAUUUUGACUUUAUAGUACGAGAAAAUAAUCAUUCCUUUUUCUCUCUUUCAAUCUUUAUAUUUCAGACACCAACGCUAGAAGCGUUUUCUUCAGAGAUGAAAAAUUACAUAACAGUAAAGCUUUCCAAGAAAGGUGUGUACAAAGAAAUUUCAAAAUUAAACACGCUCACAUAUCAUAAUAAGGGAGUUUUUUGCCUUAAACAACAACAAAAAUACAGCCAUGCACGUGAAUCCAAUUUUUGGAAUCUCUCUUCGACGUAUUCUGCCCAACAACGACGUGAAAUUUCCUUUUGCCAUGCUUUGUGGAGGACGUGAACACAACACGACCAACUUAUUCUUCUCUUUCUGAAAUUGGAAGUGAUCCCUACCAAUUCAAAUCCAGGAAAUUUGCCAUAAUUUGUCAUGAUCGCAAUGGUCCUUGAAAGAUCAAAAUUCAUUUUCUUCGUAACUUUUGAGAAACGGGCCCUAAAGAAGAGAACCAGCAUCAAAUUAAACUAACAUUAUGGCGUCGCCUCUGGGAUUGGAACCCAGGCCACAUUGACGGAAGGCGUCUAGGCUCAUUGCUACGCUACCCUUGUUCACCUUAUUAAAAAAUGUAAAAACCCCCGAAAAAUAGACAAAGCAGAUUUUAAAACUAGACAUAGUGUAAUUGUUUUUCCGAUCAAAUUCUCUAUGCAGAUAACAAAAGCAAACCAGGGACGACAUUUCACGGAAAGGUAAAUACGCUGCUGUCUUAUGUUAACGAUGACGGUGUUGAUUGUGGUUUUUAGUAAAAACGAGCCUUAAAAGUUACCGUAGAGUUCUGACCUUGACUACAUGUCUUGGCUUCCGCUAUAUUACGGAUUUACUGGUAAAAAUAUGCGUUUUUUUUAAAUUUUUUCUUUUUUUUUGGGGGGGGGGGGGUUAUUUAAGCUAGCGAAGGCAACCGCGAAGCGUGCGAAGAGUGCCAGACACGCACGCUCCUCGCGCUCUAUUUGACGCACGCUUUCUUCGCUCCCCUGAAAAAGGGGAUAAAAUAACGCCUGUUAUGCUGGCUAUACAGGUAGUUGCCUUCAGUCUAAAAUACUUAAAAAGCAUGAAUUUCGUAACUCAUCUGGGGUUUUGUAGUUCAUCCAGUUAUCGGUCUACGUGUCCGUUCGUUACUGCUUGGUUUAUCUAUUACUGAUUUCAAGCUUUUGUCUUCUGGUUAGUUCGGCAAGAAAACAGAAGUGUUAUCUCAGCAUUUUCUAUCAGCUGUUCUAUCCAGAUGUAUCAGUGAAAAGAGCUUUUGGCCUAGGGAGUGUGUGUCUGAACUUCUUAAAACCAAAUGUGUUCCUGCCAGGUUAGUGCUGAAAGACUUAAAACCUGUUUUACUGGACCCUCGUCAGAGCAAAUCAGGUUAUUGUGGGUUGUGCGUUGUUUAUACAGCUAUUUCGAGAAAGGUUGUCGCAAAAAGUACACGCGACAAUCCCGAAAGGUAUUGUGGGUAAGAAUAGCACGAGAGGCCAUAGUUGUAAGUUUGCGGGUGUUAAAGGAAAGCAACAACAGCAGGUUCGACAGCUACAGUAUCAGAAAUAGUGUAUUGAUCAUAUCCCAUAUUACCUUUCGGGAUUCUCGCGUGCACUUUUUUCCCCACAACCUUUCUCGAAAUAGCUGUUUCCCGGAUGUUGCAGGUGUGGUGUAAACAUAGUAAAGUAAAAAAAGAAGAAGAAUUUAGUUGAAUAAUAUUAAGGCUACGUUCUCGAGGCUCUGGAUGAAUUCUCGACCGGUUGAAAAUUAAACUUAAGGCUAAGCCUUGAAUUUUCUCAGACUAUAUGAUGUAUAAUGUAUUUUAUCUACCAAACCGAAUCGGUUGGUGCCGAAAAAUGGGUUUGUGCCUUUACUUAGUAAAUUGGUGUCCCCGAUGGGAUUUCAACCAAUGUCUUCCUGGAAAUAGGUCGCCUAUCGUGGGAAGUAAAUAUUAUGUCAAAGAUUUCUGUGCUUUCAUCUUGUUUUAGUUGCAGUAAAGACCUGCUGAAUUGUGUUGUGGAAAAAAAUGAUCUGGUGAGCAAAUAAAAAGAAUCAUUUAGACUUAUCCUUUGCAUUUGAUACAGAAUUGAUAUGAGAAUUGAGAAAAUGUCAAACCCGUGUACAAUCUUAGACAGAGUACGCUUCGUAAGAAUUCAUACAAGAAAGCAAUCCUAGUCAGAAUUUAUGUUAUCCACUAAAAUUGUGUAUGUUGUGGUUCAAUUUUAUGUUUGGUUUAAUUUUUAUUUUCUUUCGUUUUGGGGUUUGGUAAUGUAUGAAACUGAGUUUGAAUAGGAGAAAAUAGAAAUUUAACCAAGGAUAAAAUUGAACCACAUCAUAAUUAUAUCUAUUAACCUCUAAGUUAAGACAUGUAACUGCAAGUUUUAUUUUUCUGGCGGUGUAGUGAAUUGCGUUCAUAUUUUAAACUUGAUUAUUUACACAUUUACACAAACAGAGAGAAAAUGCUUAGCUUUCGACCCUGCUACAGCCUUGUUCAUAGAAGAGCAUGUCUCGUGAUUUGUGACCUGAUUAGUUUGGUCCAGGUGGCUGAAAGGUUGGAUCUCCCCUCUGUAAUCAGAUAUGGACUGUUGGCUCUGAUAUAAAUUGCCUCCCGUGGAACUCCCCUGGUGAACCAAUCUGGAUCUCUUUCCCAAUAUGUCAACAUCGUGCUCUGGUUUGUCUAUGUCUGAAUGUGUCUACUUAGAUACUUCUAAGGAGGUGCCGCCAUCUUUUGUGUGUAUGUGUUCUGAGAAACGUGCCUAAAAUAAUGAUACAUCUUUUGAUACAAUCCACAAUUCCGUCCCCUCCACUGCAACACUAUCCAAGUUGUAAACUUGGUAGCAGACUUCUUUCGGUUUCAAUCGAUCUUGAGGCUUUCACGGGGUUGUCUUGGUAGCUUUAGGCAUGUGUCAAUGCCGUAUGAACUUUUCACUCUUUUGAUCUUUUUUGUUGUGCUCUUCACGUAGGUAAUUCUGCCUCUUGUUGUUGCAUCUGAAGCUUGUCGUCAGCUGGUUAUUGUAGUGUCGGCUAUUUUGGUUGGCUGGUAUGUAAUGCCUUGCCAAUUGUCCAUGCUGGGAAACCGUAAUUACUUUAUUAUUUAUUUUGUAGGAUCUACUCAAAGAAUGCUUCGAGAAUAUCAAAGGAAUUUCUGAGGAUUCAGUUGUUGUUUGCUUACGUCACGUGCUGAGGUUUGUGGUUCCUCUUUUCUCAAACUUUAUAGAGUCUACUUCUCUCGCAAGCUACCGCUACUUUCAGGUAUUGAGAAUAAAAUUAGCCAAUGUAUGAAAAGUGGAUAAAAGCUACAAGACAGAUCUAGUCGAGUAUGCUCGUUAGCAUGUUCCUUGGAAAGCUAAAAAGCUAAGGAUAUUUCAUUGUUUCUUUGGGAGCGUAAAUACCUAGUACCGAAAAAUUUUUUACGGAUAAUUUUCUGGGGGAUGUUCAUAAAAAACAACAACAACAACAAUAACCAAAACGUUGUAAACGGGAUUUAUUUUUAGGAAAUGCAUUUAUCCAUCUAUGGAUACGAAAGUACGGUUAAAAAAAUCAAUAUCAUGCAGGAUUCUUGCAAGAUACACACGGACCUGGUUCCUACUUACUGAAUCCAAAACACGUGUUAUUUUCCCACCCCGUUGUUAACUUUCCUAGUCUGCUUGUUGGCAGGAUAAAAUUUUAAUCCAUUUCCUAUUAGAAUAGAGUCCUCUUCGAAGGAAAACGACCUGGAUGGACUACAGACCGAAGACGAUGUUCAUAAGAUGCCUUUGGGCAAGACAACUGCGAAGUAUUUGUAUCCUGAAAUUUGCAGUAUACAGUAAUUGAAAUAAAGUGAACCAGUUUUGGUGUUAAUUCAAAGCUACUUUCAUCUUUUAGCACUAUAUGUAUUGUCUUAAUACAAUUUUUAGUUGAAAUUUUAUUUUAUAUUUGGAGACUCUUAUUUGCCUGUUCAGGUCUUUAGUCCUUAACUAUUUGCAAGAUCAUCGAUAUUAAGUUACCCUGUAAACAACGUUUUCCUUCUCCCAUGCUUAAAGCAGCUGUCCUUUGAAGACGCUGUAGUAAGUAUUUUAUCAAUUUUAGUUUGUAUCACCGAUUUUUUGCCUUGAGCAUUUCGUUCACAGACUCAAAGUAAUCCUCUUUGUUCCCGAAUAAAAACAGUGCCAGUCACAGGAAAGUACUGUGUAGCCCCCGAAAUGACCCCGACUGUCAUUUAAUUAGUUUGUUAACUUGGGAGGGUUAUUGGGUUACUUAUUAAUAGGAAACUUCUUUUCUUCUUUUCGCGCAGUUGUUAAUGAAGUUCCUUCUGUAUCUUAUGGACGGUGGUUUUAAUAGCUUUCAAGGUGAAAUGGACUGCGAGAGGCUAAAAUAUCCAAAGGUAGACUUUUUACGUCAUUUAUGAUCGUGAUCCGCAGAAAUCUACGGAAACCUAAUUUAAAGAAGUUGGUGAUCCUGGAGAUCUUAGUUAUUGUCGUGAUAAUUUGAAUUUACUAGCGUUCACUGCUGCACACGUACUUCUUCUUUUACUGAAUAAUUAUGCUGUACAUGUAUUUUAGGUAUUGGACUGGGCGGGAUUACUGUUAAACGCUCAUUACACUCAGCUGGUGAUAACCCCUGAAGCCCACGAAUUACUGGUCAGCUGUCACAAGAUUGUGGCUCAACAGGUAUACGCGCACAUCAGUCUUGGUCUUUUUCGCUCCGUUACAAUCGCCCUCAUUUGUGCUACUCCAUCUCAACAAGAGAGAGUGUCAAUCUCGAGGGCUCAAAGUUAACUUUCUGUUCCACUAGAAAAGUUUUAUUACUGAUAUUUUUCUUCCAGCAAACUGGUAAGACCAAAAGCAAAUUCUUGUUUUAGUUACUUUCCCUUAAUUAUAAAGGCCACAAUUAAAAGCCAUUUUUCAUCACCUACUGUCUAUCUAAUUAUGAUCACCCAUUGCCACGAUUAGCCUAUGCUAUUGGCAAGAAACUGAUUAAAGAUUAUAGUUAGAGUAAUUAUAGAUUUGUCUUUCGUAUAGUGUAAAAAAUUAUGCCGAUCUCGGAGGGAAUUCAGGUCCUCCUCGGCCAAAUUUUUCACUCAAAAUAUUUCCAAUUUAAAAACUUUACUAAACAAAGCCUUUUUAAUGCUGACACUGGCAAAAAUUUGUUCGGACUAGUUUAACCAGUACUUUAAGUAUUCACAUACUUUUAUUUUUUCUGUAGAUUAAAACUUACGGCAAGCUACGUAUUCUCGAAAACUUGUUAGAGCACAUCAAGAAAAGAAAACCUUUGCCCAAGAGUGAUAAAGUUGGACUUUACACCAUAGAAGAAUUGGAACUUUAAAGCUUGCUUUUCACUUGUCGUGGAUGUCAAUGAGCUUUGUCGGGGCUACUCGAAGAUUUCCAAAGUUUCGGAGACGGUCGUGGGCUUUCAGGCAUAGCUGGCUAUGAUGAAGAGAAACGGGAAACAAGAAAAACAGAAUAGCUUCUCUACAGAUUGUGCUGUACCUGCACCUCAGAAAAUGUUACUGGGUGGACUUAUGGCAGAAAGUUGUUGUUUUUAAAACCUGACUGAAGAUAGCCUUCUUUCCGUAUCCGUUGAAUGUAGUGCUUUUUACAGGACAACUCAUGUUUUCGUUCUUGUCUAUUUUGCGUAGCCAAUGAAACAAUGACGCUUACUCGUCUGAACACUAAAGUACAUCAAGUGAGAGUAGAGAUGUUGUAUUGUACACUGUCUCCUAAGUAACUAAUAAUUUAGUAUCAGCGAUUCUUUCCCUAGAAAUGCUAGACUGACUGAAAUGGGAAAGCAGCGAAUCCCAUGGGUCCUAUUUGAGUGUAAUAAACUUGAAAGUAGGGCGUGAUCCAUUUGCUACCAUAGCUCAGGACUGGUAAAACGUAACACACGAGUCAGUUCCUCGUGAUUCAACCGAUCCCUUGCUGUACAUAGUUUAGGCAGUCAUUGAUAUGGGGUAUUAAAAGAUACACCUUUCUCAAAGAAACCUAGAAAUAAG
Messenger RNA from Porites evermanni, 12892 nucleotides. The record is from the annotation of a GenBank genome assembly. Lineage: Eukaryota; Metazoa; Cnidaria; Anthozoa; Scleractinia; Poritidae.